CCUCUUUUCCCUCUCAUUUAAUAAUAGAAUUAUUUUAAUUUUAAUAAAAUUGCAAAUAUCGCCGGAGAAAGGACAAGUUUUUCGCAUUGUAUGGUUCGCUUCCUCUGACCAAUCCGCUAUGCCAUCGCGACCCAUUCCGGCGACGAUGCCGCCGCCGCCUCCUCCGAUCUUAUUGUACUCAGCACCUUCGCCGUUGUUUACACGUGUCUCUCCGGUGACUCACGAAGAACCCACCUCGCGAGUAUCUCCGCCGCUCGCGGUCGCCGGAGCCGGCGCUGGAAUCUCUCUUUUCCUCACCCUUGCCGUAUGCUUCUGCAAGAUCAGCCGCAAGCGACCGCCGGAGGAAAAUCCCUCGAAGACCUCUUCGCCUCCGCCGCCGCGUGAGUUCUCCUACUCGGCUCUCCGCCGCGCCACCGCCUCCUUCUCGCCGGAGAACCGUCUGGGCCAAGGCGGGUUCGGCUCCGUCUUCCGCGGAUCCGUUGCUCCGGUGUCUUCCUCGGCCGCUCGGGAGGUCGCCGUCAAGGUAAUGGAUUCUGGGUCUCUGCAGGGGGAGCGCGAGUUCCAGAACGAGUUGUUCUUCGCCGCGAAGCUUGACUCACCUCGCGUCAUCUCGGUUCUAGGGUUUUCACACGACCGGAAGCGACGCCGUAUGCUUCUCGUGUACGAGCUCAUGGAGAAUGGGAAUCUCCAGGACGCUCUACUUCACCGGAGAUGUCCGGAGCUUAUGGAGUGGAAUCGAAGGUUUUUGGUCGCGGUUGACAUCGCCAGAGGGAUCGAGUACCUUCACAGCUUGGAUCCGCUCGUGAUUCAUGGAGAUAUAAAGCCCAGCAACGUACUAUUGGAUCAAUUCUUCGCCGCUAAAAUCGCCGAUUUUGGUCUCGCGAGGCUGAAAUCAGACCAAGUGGAGGUCACUGUGGCGCCGGAGAAUGAUGGGUUCAAGGUCGAUGGUAAUGUCGGCGGCGGGGGAGCGGAGGACUACGGAUCUGUAGUGGAGGAAGUCGAGAGUGUGAUAACUAAUACAACUGGGUAUGAGGAAUUCAACUUCGGCUGCGUGGAUCAGUCGCCGGAGAGUGUCCCUAAGGUUCCUGGGUCUUCGCCGGAGAGUGUCCCUAAGGUUCCUGGGUCUGUGACUGCUUCUCCGGAGACAAUAGAGGCACCGGCCGAAUCGCCGGAGACGACAGCUACAGCCGCCUCCGUUUCGCCAGAAAUGGCGGAUAAAGUCAGCGUCUUGGACGGUGUUGAGAGCGAUAAGGAUGCUGGUAACGUGUUGAAAAGGAAUGGGAAAGAGAUCAAGAACGGAUCGAGCAAAGAUUGGUGGUGGAAGCAAGAGGGUGUUGCGGAUCGAGGGAAAGUGAAGGAUUAUGUAAUGGAAUGGAUUGGAUCCGAGGUGAAGAAGGAGAGACCGAGCAGCGAAUGGAUCAGGGAGACGACAGCUCCUUCGUCAAGCAAGAGACUGGAGAAGAAAAAGAGCAGCAAGAGACUAGAAUGGUGGAUUUCACUGGACGAAGAGAAGGAAAAGAAGAAGAUGAAGAAGCGUAGGAUGAUGAGGGAGUGGUGGAAGGAAGAGUACGGCAAAGAACUCGCCAAGAAAAAGAAGGAAAAGAAGAAGAAAACUCUUGAAUCAGAAUUCCACAGUGAUGAUCUGGGUAGCAAUGUGGAUCAAUGGUGGCACAAAGAGGAAGAUAUGCACUCCGAGAGAAAGAAGAACAGGAAGAAAACAAGAGGCGGUAGCACUAACAGCAUAGGAAGCAGCAUAGAUUGGUGGCUAGAUGGGUUAAGUGGUGAACUAUGGAGAGCUCGAAGGAACAGUCACGACUCGGUGAGUGGUGAGAUAACUAGGAGUGUCGGAGUAAGCAGCACACCGAGCAUGAGAGGAACCAUGUGUUAUGUGGCACCAGAAUACGGUAACAUAGGCGAUGUGUCUGAAAAAUGCGACGUCUAUAGCUACGGUGUAUUGCUGUUGGUGCUGAUUUCUGGACGACGCCCACUUGAGGUGACGGGAACCGCGUCUGAGAUCCAACGCGCAAAUCUAAUGUCGUGGGCACGUAAGCUAGCGAGAAGGGGGAGACUUCUCGAACUGGUCGAUCAAAAGUUACAGUCUUUGGAUCAAGAACAAGCACUGUUAUGCAUCAAAGUGGCUCUGCAGUGCCUGCAGAAGUCGCCCAUUUCACGACCCUCGAUGAAAAACGUCGUGGGAAUGCUGACCGGAGAGAUUAGUCCACCUGAGUUGCCGUCCGAGUUUUCUCCCUCACCGCCUUCGCAGUUCCCCUUCAAGACUGGGAGGAAGCGCCACUGAGGGUUUUUUCUUCCUAGGAUCUUUAGCCAGCGUGUAGUUCUCUUCUGGUCAUUGUAGAUAGAGAUAUCAUAUCAAUUGGUUCUUAUGUGUUCUAACAUUUUAGAGUUAUAAAGAUCAUACCUUUUGGGUUUUGGUUGGUU
This is a messenger RNA of Tarenaya hassleriana, 2436 nucleotides long. RefSeq names its product receptor-like serine/threonine-protein kinase At4g25390. NCBI's taxonomy places the organism in Eukaryota, Viridiplantae, Streptophyta, Magnoliopsida, Brassicales, Cleomaceae. Gene Ontology annotation, biological process: protein phosphorylation. The transcript is spliced from 2 exons. The coding region runs from base 119 to 2296 and encodes 725 amino acids. Gene Ontology annotation, molecular function: ATP binding; protein kinase activity. The record is from RefSeq and is a predicted model, not a curated record.